This is a messenger RNA of Dendrobium catenatum, 2546 nucleotides long. Its product is annotated as pentatricopeptide repeat-containing protein At3g51320. Gene Ontology annotation, biological process: RNA modification. Bases 122 to 1660 code for a protein of 512 amino acids. The transcript has 2 exons. Gene Ontology annotation, molecular function: RNA binding; protein binding. Lineage: Eukaryota; Viridiplantae; Streptophyta; Magnoliopsida; Asparagales; Orchidaceae. The record is from RefSeq and is a predicted model, not a curated record.
UUGAGUUAACAAGAACAUGAUGUCCGCACGAAACCUAUUCCAUAGCCCAAUCCAAAAUCCAAACCCAAAUCUCACCAAAAAAUGAUCAUAUUAACCAACCGCGAGCCAGAUCUCGGCCGCAAUGAAUGGCCCGGUCAACAUCCCUCCUCCUCCGUCAGCCGGCCAUACCCUCCGCGCCGCCGCCGCCAUCGCCGCCUCAGGCGACGCCGUUCAAGCCGCUCGUAUCCUCCUCGGUCGCCAUCGAGCCCGUCCUUCGCCACCCGAUACCUUCUCCGUCAACACCAUCCUCAAAAUCCUCUCUUUCUCCCCUUCCCCUCGCCGCACCCUCCCUUUCUUCUUCCGCAUGCUCGCCGCUGGAUUCUCCCCUAACUUUUUCACCUUUCCUUGCGUUGCGGCCUCGGCCGCCCGCUCUUCGGAUCUCACCGACGGAGAAAUCUCCCAUUCUCAAGCCUUUAAGCGUGGCGCAACCACUGCUUCUGUCUAUGUGGGCAACGCUUUCAUCACCAUGUACGCUGCAUGUGGCCUUGCUUGCGGUGCCCGUGCUCUGUUCGAUGAAAUGCCGCAGAGGGAUAUCAUCUCCUGGAAUGCGAUGGUUGAUGGAUACGUGAAGGUGGGUGACGUUGCAAGCGCUCGUGAGCUGUUCGAGCUAAUGCCUGAAAGAAAUGUUGUGUCUUGGAAUGCCAUGAUUAAUGGGUACUUGAAAGGAAGGUUGCCGCAGUAUGGGCUGAAGCUGUUUAGAGAGAUGAUGCGGAAUGGAUUUAGACCGAGCAUUACGACAUUGGUGAGCAUGGUGACGGCCUGUGGGCGUUUGGGUGCCAUCAAGGAUGGAAAGUCGGUUCACGGGCAAUACAUUAGGAAUUUUGAUGAUCAUAAUUUAGUUCUUGGGACAGCUUUGGUGGACAUGUACAGUAGGUGUGGGAAGGUGGAAGCUGCUAAAAGAGUGUUUGAUGUGAUCAGCGAGCGGAAUUUGGUUUGUUGGAAUGCAAUGAUUCGGGGGCAUUGUAUUCAUGGUUCACCGGAGGAUGGUCUCGCUUUGUUUGAAGAAUUAGUUUCAGGUGAACACUCAACAAGAAUUUCUCCGGAUGAAGUUACUUUUAUAGCAGUUCUGUGCGCUUGUGCCCGUGCGGAGCUUUUGGAUGAAGGCAAAAAGUAUUUCAACCAAAUGACGAACAUCUAUAAUCUCAAACCAACAUUUGCUCAUUAUUGGUGCUUGUCUAACCUCUAUGGCAGCCUAGGGUUCAUCCAUGAAGCAGUACAAGUACUAAUGGGCAUGCCCGAAGAAACCGAGUCUUUGAUUUGGAGUGGCCUGCUUGGACUCUGCAGAUUUCAUGGUGAUCUUGAACUGGGUGAAAGAAUAGCAAAGAGAUUAAUGGAGUUAGAGCCUUCCAAUAUCUCAGCCUACACAUUGCUUCAGAAUAUUUACGUUGCAGCUUAUAGAUGGGAGGAUGCUUAUAAGGUAAAAAACCUGGCAAAGGAAAGAAGAGUCAGAUUGAAGCCUGGUCAUAGGCUUGUGGAUUUGAAUGAUCUUGUUCAUAAUUUUAAAGUUGGAGAUAGGCUGCAGCCAGAGAUAGAUAAGAUCUACAUGAUGAUGGAUGAUUUGGCUUCAAGAAUCAAGUUGGCAAGUAGUGAACUAGAUUGUAUUAAAAGUGGCCAGCGAUAGAGUCUCAUGUUGGUAAUCUGAAUCAUUUCUUCUUCACUGCGGCCAUCUGAGAUUUCGCUGUGCUGAUCUUUCAUUGCCCAGAAAGCUCAGAUUGAAAUUCUUUUCUUCAAGUCAUACGUUCUAUUCCAAAAAAGCGCUGAUCUAAUCAUCAUGGAUCUGCAAUCUCUGAUGGUAAUCUCAGGCUUCGUUUGAGACGGUUUUCUUACUGCUUCUUAAAACUGUUUUUUAGUAUAAUAUUUUAAAAUUUUGUAUUAAAAAAUCGCUUUAAGAAGCAAUAAGAAAGCCGUCUCAAACGAAAUCUCAAUCAGAGUUCACGCGAAGCUCAAAGAAUUCAAAUAAACUGCUGAGUGUAAUUCAGCAAAAGUAUUUGUGCAAUUCCUCUCGAAAGAGAUGCGCUUGGUUUCAGGCCUGCCCAUGCCGGCAGCUGUGUUUGAGCUCAGUUCAGUUCUCUGCCAUCACGCUAACAUACAAACAUUCUUUGGAGGACAAUGAAGAUCACCUGGUGUAACAAGAAUAUGGCUUUUUUUUCUUGCCAUUGUUUGUUCUUGUCAAGGCCUGCUUCUGCUCGCAAUAUUAUUACUAUUGAUGGAGGCUAGUGCCUUGUCAGAGAUGGAGCCGCCCUGCCACUGCAUAUGGCAGCCAAUGGAUAGUUGUAAAUGGGAUUGCAACCUAAUCUUUUACCACUGAAGCUGUAUUUUAUGAGUUGUGUUAGCUCCCGUUGAUUUGUUUUAGGAUUUUCUUUUGCAUAGAUCAUUUUGGUAGAAAAUGACAGCAACAUCAAGCCUUUGUUCCACUAGGUGUGGUUGACUACAUGAAUCUUUUAAUUAUAUCUCUACCUUUCCUAACUUAAGCUAAAUCUAAUAUAUCUACUCUCUUGGCUGGGUCA